Messenger RNA from Stereum hirsutum FP-91666 SS1, 1766 nucleotides. Its product is annotated as WD40 repeat-like protein. The transcript is spliced from 12 exons. The record is from RefSeq and is a predicted model, not a curated record. Gene Ontology annotation, molecular function: protein binding; DNA binding. Gene Ontology annotation, cellular component: nucleus. Gene Ontology annotation, biological process: regulation of DNA damage checkpoint. NCBI's taxonomy places the organism in Eukaryota, Fungi, Basidiomycota, Agaricomycetes, Russulales, Stereaceae. Bases 18 to 1709 code for a protein of 563 amino acids.
CUUUUGCCUACGCCAGAAUGGUCAAGACAGCAUAUGAAUUGGAACGCGAGGCGAAUAUUGCGAGAAAUCGCGCUCUCCUCGAGCAACUCGAGCUGAAGGAAGCCGUCGCCGCACUCGGAAUACCAGCGAAGACUAAACCAGAACCUAAACAGUCGAAAGCGAAGCCGAUUCAGCCCUCUAAGAGAGUCAAGAAGGAAGCAUCCGGGUCUGAUGUGACAACGAGGAGACAAUCUGCUCGACUUAAGAGGCCGCCUACGCCUGAUCUUAACGAGAGCCCUUCGAAGAAGCGCAAACGCGAGAAAGAAGAGGAGGAUGCAAGGAAGAAGGAAGAGGACGAAAGGUUCGCAGCUGAAGAACGCGCUCGUGAAACUAAGAAGCCUCGUCAUCAAGAUCUCACGCUGUCGACCUUGGCCGAAAGUGAGGAACUAGAGGAGGGUAGCCUGACCAAAUUUUAUGGCGUUCUUCAGCAAGUCUGCAAAGUACCACACCCUCGUCGAGUGGGUGAGGACGAUGCCUUCACGUUUGAUGGCGACAGCAAGGCGGAGGAGGCAGAAGUGGGUGAUCUACGGAAGAAGCUGAGCACUCUGAAAGUCGUAGCCAGAGCGAAGGUCACCCAGGACCGUGUCUAUAGCGCUGCAUACCACCCGGAGGUCACCAAAGACUUGAUAUUUUUUGGAGACAAACAUGGACAGCUGGGCAUCUGGGAUGCUCGAGCACCAGCCGAUGAAGUCGACGAUGACGAGGAGUCCUCGGUUCCCCCGGAGGACAAGGAGGGCGGCAAGUAUUGGCGAUUGCAGGCUCAUUGGCCCGCCACGUCGAAAUCUUCGAUAUCAUGCAUCAAAUUUGAUCCUCUAGACGCCCACUCUGUCUUCACUAGUUCAUAUGACUGUACCAUUCGACAGCUCUCUUUCACCUCGGGACUCUCUCGAGAGGUGUUCUCCACCGACGAUACCCUCAUAUCUUCCUUCGACUUGGCGCCUUCUGGUCACGAAAUGUGGAUAUCAGACGCUCUUGGUGGUUUAACGCAUUUGGAUCUCCGAGAGGAUAAAGCUCACGCCAGAUGGUAUCAACUGAGCGACCAGAAGAUUGGAAGCGUCAGCAUCAACCCACGAAGACCGGAGUAUCUGGUGACCGCGUCGAACAGUCGCACUCUCAAGAUCUGGGAUGUGCGUCGACUAUGCAAUCUUCCUGUUGUGGACGACUUGUUAGAAUUCGACUCUGAACAAGUCGGAAGGCACCUCGCGUCACCAGCGGGGAAGACCACCUUGCGCGGUGAAUGGAGUCAUGGAAAAUCCGUAAGCGCUGCUUAUUGGGAUCCAAGGGGCAGGUCCAUCGUCAGCACAUGCUACGACGACAAGCUAAGAUUGUGGGACUUCAAGCCUUCAAUAUUCGACAAAGACGCCAAAUUCCCUUCUACUCGCCCCUUCGCCCAGCUCAAUCAUGACUGUCAGACGGGGAGAUGGCUCACCAUCCUCAAAGCUCAGUGGUCGCCAAAUACCGAUGCUCUCCCACAUUUCACCAUUGGCAAUAUGAAACACUCUUUGGACAUAUUCGCAGGCAAUGGCGAUCUUCUUGCGAGAUUACACGAUAGCUCAAAGAUUACCGCCGUUCAAGCCGUCACCGCGUCACAUCCGAACGUAGUCGAACGUGCGGCCAGCGGAAAUGGCAGCGGACGAUGCGUGCUAUGGGCACCGCCCGACGUCGACUAAGCUAUUUCUUGAGCUGUGUUUUAUUUCUUCGGGCUCCAUAUUUGAGCGGAUCCUCAU